Messenger RNA from Priapulus caudatus, 4113 nucleotides. Its product is annotated as speckle-type POZ protein-like. The transcript is spliced from 4 exons. Gene Ontology annotation, biological process: regulation of proteolysis; proteasome-mediated ubiquitin-dependent protein catabolic process. The record is from RefSeq and is a predicted model, not a curated record. Gene Ontology annotation, cellular component: nucleus; cytoplasm. The annotation marks the transcript as partial. Lineage: Eukaryota; Metazoa; Priapulida; Priapulimorpha; Priapulimorphida; Priapulidae. Gene Ontology annotation, molecular function: ubiquitin protein ligase binding.
GUGUCUAAGAGUAAAUCCGAAGGGCUUGGAUGAGGAGAGCAAAGAUUACUUGUCACUAUAUCUGCUAUUAGUGUCAUGUAACAAAAGCGAAGUGCGAGCAAAAUUCAAAUUCUCAAUCCUGAACAGUAAACGGGAGGAAACGAAAGCAAUGGAGAGUCAGAGAGCCUACAGAUUCGUACAGGGCAAGGAUUGGGGAUUCAAGAAAUUCAUACGACGAGACUUCCUACUAGAUGAAGCCAAUGGCCUGCUUCCGGACGAUCGCCUGACGUUAUUCUGUGAGGUGAGUGUGCAGCGGCAGCCUCAUGCUUACAGAAACUAUGCACUAGAGAGGUUGAAAAUCAUGUGUGAGGAAGCUCUCUGCUCAAACCUGAACACAGACAAUGUAGCUGACAUCCUCAUCCUCGCAGAUCUACACAGCGCUGAUCAGCUGAAAGGCCAGUGUAUCGACUUUGUCAACAGCCACGCGACGGACGUCAUAGAAACUCACGGGUGGAAGCAGAUGAUCCAAUCGCAUCCUCACCUCAUCGCGGAGGUGUUUCGUGCGCUAGCCAGCCAGCAGUUGCCUCCGCUCGGCCCGCCGCGCAAGCGCCUCAAGUACUCCUAACCCUGUGCACAGUCGCUCGCCGGCACUGUUCGACAAUUUCUCGCUUCCACAUGAGUGUGCACCAGUUUUCGUUCGUGAUUUCCCCCCUCCAGUGACGCCGCCGCCGCUGCCGGGCCGCGGCCACCUGGCGAGUGGAUGCGGCGGCUCGCAUCGUCGUUGCCACGGCGCCCGUCGCGCGUUGCAGGCAGGCGGAGGUGUGCACCUGCAGUCCAUCGAGAAAGAGCGUCGGCUGACACCCUGAAUCUGAGCGAAAAAAAAGCAUUUGAAAUGAAAUGGCCUAAGACUCGUCCAAAGUGCGGAAGAAUAGAAGCAGCAGCAGCAGCGCAUCCGUUCGCGACCAGUAACGCAAGUUGUCACGCUGCAGCACGAGCGGAGACCGUGUCCCCACGGCGUCACGCACACACCUCAGCAUCGCUGCCACCCUCUCCCGCCACCCACCCACCUCACCCCGCGGUGUACCAACAUCAAGUAACAUCGCAGUGCAAGAGAUUGUACUCAUGCCGGCUCAUCCCAUCUGGAGGUUUCCUAACGUUCCUGUGGAAGGAUUGCUGACCAAUCAAUGGCUUCCCUGUCCGGAGCUUUCCCUGCGUCCCAGAGGAACUGGAUGCCGCCGGGGCAAUCGCGCAACACCACGGUUGUUUGUCGCGUUGCGUUGCAUCGUUUCUCGAUCAAGACCCGCUCGGUUUCUCGACUGAGGAGAAGGAAGAGAGGAGGCUGUGAUGCUGAUGCGAGUGUGGCUUCAGGAUUCUUCUGUGUGCAGCAGCAGCAGCUGAUGAUGAUGAUGAUGAUGAUGAUGGGAGGUGGAGAGGCUGAUGGGUUGGGCAGGAACCUGCAGUGCUUUCAUUGACUCUUCACACCAAAUGAUGAAAAAUAAUGGCGAUAUUUUGUGUAUUUAUGAUGUUGUGUAUAUUCCCCCCCCCAAGCGUUCCCAUGACAUCACCUGCAUCUUGCUGUCAUGGCAACAAGAGUAAUCGUGCAGCGUCUGUUGAAGGUUGGCAAACAGUAAACUGUAUUUUAACUGGACAGGAGUAUCGAGUUCGAAAACAGAUACAACAAAUACACGAAUUUCGGCAUAGAAAAUAAAUUAUUACGAGAAUUGUGAGAUUUUCAGUACUUUCUCUUGCAUCUGUCUCCGGACAUCGCGGUGAAAGUCUUUAUUUUGCAGGGAGAUUGGAAAACCAAGUCAUGUCAGUGUUGACUAAACCCUGUUUUCAGCCUCUUCAGUAGUGCAGCAUGUGAACUCUGCACAUAUUAUUGCACCGCUGGGUGUGUGAAGUGGUGUGGUGCGCACACGCAUAGCAUUGAGCUCACGGUGGCUUUGCCACAGUACCAACAUCAACAGACGUGAUGCAACUUUGUCUCUCUGUCUUUGUUUGAAUUCUGAGAAUGUAAAUAUUUCAGUUGUUUUGCCGUCGAGAGUUCGAAGGCAGUGUCCAUAACGUGUAGGACUGAUGAAAGAGUCUGUGUAAGCUAUAUCAAUGUACUCCCAUCCUAUAAUGUAGAUCUCAUGUCACCCAUGCAUUGUUGCAAGACUCUGUUAGCACUAGUUAGUAAUAAUUUAUAGUUAAGUGGCGUUCAUUGUGCAGUGCACCUUCAGCAUUCGUAUGCCAUUUUCAGCGAUGGCCACUGAUGUCCAUUUUGUGCCAGAGGGUCAUUUGCUACAAAGAGCGUGAGAGAGAAUGUCCACAUUUCCCUUCAAUGUCUUUGAAUUGUAUUGAUCCUGCAUGGAAGUGCAUUUGUAAAGUGCAGUGUGUGAUUUUUUAAAGAAAGUUAGUGCCCGCAAUAGGCAACAGAUGGCAGCACUGAUGUACUAUAUAAUUCUUCGUAAGUAUAAAUGAUGCUAAACUGACAGGAUACGCGUACAUAUUAUUUAUUCUGGUGCUGAUCGACUGUUAAAUAUUGUGGACUGGUUGACGGUGCUGCCAUCUUUUGAGCAGUGAUACGAAGAGCAGGAAUUUCGAUAGAUACCAUGACACGCAGAUCGCUAGGUCUGCUGCAGAGUCCGCCGAGGUAACACAAUGUAUGGAGUAAUAUUGAGAAAUUGGCGUCUAUGACUAAUGUACGGAGUGGGAUUAUUACUUGUCGCUAUGGUGAUGAAUCGAGACGAAAGCUACGUGCGUAACUGGUGUUAUAAGUUGUUCAAGUAAUGCAUUUGGAAGUAAUGAGUUGUACGGUUUUUCUUUUUGAACAAUUUCUGUGAUCACAUUGUCGGGUGUUGUCGUAACGUCUCGCAUGGUUAGCAUUCGCCAUUGUUGUGUAAAAGAAAUGUUUUUCUCAGUGCAAAUGGGAUUCCCAAUCUGUGCACCCUGGGAUUUUUGUGGACUGGGUACAAAACAAGUCGUCAUCUACCUAACUUCUCGAGUCAACCCAGAUAAGGUUGGACGUACCCCAACUGACCCGACUGGGAUUAUUCGCUACCCUUGCCCAGCUUAAUCCUGUAACAUUAAUUAUUACUUGGCUCUAUGAAACACGGUUUGGACAUUUAUUGUCAACGUCAUUCCGCAGUUGUUGGCAUUACGUGUUUCCACAUAUUGAAGCAUCAGUCAAAGUUCUUUGGUAGCGAGUGAAGGCGUGUAGCUAAAGCUUAUUAAUUAUCUGAAUUCGAGACGUUUAACGAAUCAUUGGCAUCAGCAGACAACAUUCUUUACCGUGGUUAAAUGUCAGGUACAGAUCCUUGCAUAGCAUGGAGCAUGUCUCUAUUUCCUCCAACUUUCUUUACAAAGCUGCAUCACUUCUUGCAACAUCCGAUGAAGCAUGGCACAAUUGAGAAAGAUUUCUGCACGACAUAUUAAACCAUAUUUUAUGCGCUGCAAACUGACCAUGCUCGGGGGCUCGUAUAUGGCAUGCCACGUCCCUCCAUGUGGAUAGUAGGCCUCGCGUGUGAAUACACUCACUAGAUCUAAAUUGCUCCUUCCUCGUAAUCGACAUCUAGCCUGCCGAUCAUUUCUAAACUGAACUAUCCGCCUGAACCGAUUGUCACGUAGCGUUAUCCUUUCAGCGUUGUGUGACGGUGGCAUUCUAAAAACACUGCUGAGAAUAAAAAACGGUGCCACGAUGCCGAUAAUUUUGAAUGCACGCGUGAAAACGUGUGUAAGCCGGUCUAUCUUGACCGACCCAACAACAAUAUCCCCGGGAGAAGGCGAGGAGCAUGGUCAUCCUCAGCUGCGUAGGUCAGUUCUGCACAUAUUGGGAACGCCCGUUGUAUUGCUACACGAACCGUGUAGUGGUGACACGGAAGUUAGCCAGCGAGAAUUUUUGGUGGGUAUCUAUAGGGAUGACUGCUCUCCGAGACAGAGUCAUGUACAUUUAUGUCUGUGUGUGGGUUAGUUUACCUGUGGGGGGACUAGCCGAAUGCUGGAAGGCUGGUCGCUCGUUCCGUCGUUUUAGAUAGCGAUAAUUUGUGAAAUCGGCCAGUAUCGACGUCCUAUGUAGCUGUAAAUUUUUCAUUUAAAAACAUGUUGAAAUGUGUUUAUUAAACUUGUAUCUCAUAAAGUGAAAAACAAUAACAA